CAACGCUCAAAAAAACACACCAGGAGGUUCUUUGCAUUUUGCUGAAUUCGCGAACCAUUUUCCUUGGGGCAAUCACGUGCAGCUCUCGAAAGCCCUGAGUUCUUAACAAACCUCCAAGCUACACCAUUCUGUCCGUCUCAGGGAACCCACUCACCUGUCUAACUCCGGUAAUUAAAAAGGGGCCGUUAAGCCUCUUUGGCGGUUCCCCUGCGUAUAUCUCGCAGCUUGAAACUUUUUGAUACUCAACUCAUCACGUGAUAUCCGGGUAACACGCUAGAUGCCAGCACACUGCGUGCCACAACAUCGAGCGUGUAUCGAUCUGGUAUCAAUUUACACGCGGAGCCAAAAGUGCCGCAAUUCGCGCCAAUUCAUCUUAGUCUCCACCAACGCAUUCUCCGUUUCUCUUUGCUGCUUACCAAUUCAAGAUGAAGAUGUUAACGAAGUUUGAAUCGAAGUCGUCGCGGGCGAAGGGUGUGGCUUUCCACGCCACUAGACCGUGGCUUCUCGUCUCCCUCCACUCCUCCACCAUCCAGCUCUGGGACUACCGUAUGGGCACGCUCAUCGACCGUUUCGAGGACCAUGAGGGCCCUGUGAGAUCCGUUGCGUUCCACCCCUCCCAGCCGAUUUUCGCCUCCGGUGGCGAUGACUACACCAUCAAGGUGUGGUCCUUGCAGACCCGCAAGUGCAUGUUCACCCUCAGUGGCCAUUUGGACUACGUGCGGACCGUGUUCUUCCAUCAUGAGUUGCCGUGGAUUAUCUCCGCGUCGGAUGAUCAAACAAUCAGAAUCUGGAACUGGCAAAACCGCCAGGAGAUUGCCUGUUUGACCGGCCACAACCACUACGUCAUGUGCGCCCAGUUCCAUCCGUCAGACGACCUCAUUGUUUCCGCCUCUUUGGAUCAGACCGUCCGUGUAUGGGAUAUCUCUGGUUUGAGAAAGAAACACUCCGCGCCAACCUCCUCUGCCAGAUCGUUUGAGGACCAGUUGGCACGCCAGAACGCCCAGCAACAAGACAUUUUCGGCAACACCGAUGCCAUUGUCAAGUACGUGUUGGAGGGCCACGACAGAGGUGUCAACUGGGCCACGUUUCACCCGAAGUUGCCGCUCAUCGUCUCUGGUGGUGACGACAGGUUGAUCAAGCUCUGGAGAAUGAGUGAAACCAAGGCCUGGGAGGUUGACACCUGUCGCGGCCACACCAACAACGUGCCGUGUGUGCUUUUCCACCCAACCCAGGACUUGAUCAUCUCUGUCGGCGAAGACAAGACCAUCAGAACCUGGGACUUGAACAAGAGAACUCCAGUCAAGCAGUUUAAGCGCGACAACGACCGCUUCUGGUUGACCACCGCCCAUCCAUCGAUGAACUUGUUCGCAUCCUGUCACGACUCGGGUGUCAUGGUGUUCAAGUUGGACAGAGAGAGACCAGCCCACGCUGUCUCCCAGAACAAGAUGUUCUUCAUCAAUGGCGAGAAGCAAGUGCAGUACUACGACUACGACAAGGCCUCCACCUCCUUACCAAUGUUGACGUUGAAGAAAAUUGGCAAGUCCUGGUCCUCCAUCAGAACCUUAUCCUACAACCCUGCCGAGAGGUCCAUUUUGGUCACUAUGGGCGAGGCGGACGCCUCCACGUAUGCGUUGAUCCUGCUUCCAAAGGACGUUACUGGCGCUAUCGAGCCGACGGAUGUUCGUCAGGGUGAGGGCAACUCGGCCACCUUUAUUGCGCGUAAUCGUUUCGUCGCCUUCACCAAGUCUACCCAAACCUUGGACGUUAAGGACUUGACCAACAACACCACCAAGUCGAUCAAGCUUGACGGUGUUAAGGACAUUGUCAGCGCCGGUCCAGGCACUAUCUUGCUUUUGAAGGCCACUUCCGUCGUGCACUACGACGUGCAGCAACGUAAGGAGCUUGCGGAAAUCCUGGCCAACAACGUGAAGUAUGUCACCUGGUCCAAUGACGGGAACUACGUGGCAUUGUUGUCCAAGCACACCAUUACUAUUGCCUCCAAAUCCUUGGAACUCAUCUCCUCUAUGCACGAAACUAUCAGAGUCAAGAGCGCUGCUUGGGACGACACUGGGGUCUUAUUGUACUCCACCUUGAACCACAUUAAGUACACGUUACUUAACGGUGACAACGGGAUCAUCAAGACCUUGGAAAACACCUUGUACAUCACCCGGGUCCAGGGAAAGCAGGUGUUCUGUUUGAAUCGCGCGGGUAACGUGGAAAACCUCACCAUCGACCCGACUGAGUACCGCUUCAAGAAGGCGCUCGUCAACAAGAACUUCUCGGAGGUAUUGCGCAUCAUCAAGAACUCCAACUUGGUUGGGCAGAGCAUUAUCGCGUACCUCGAAAAGAAGGGCUACCCGGAAAUCGCGUUGCAGUUCGUGCAGGACCCGGAAACCAGGUUCGAGUUGGCCAUUGAGUGCGGAAACUUGGACGUUGCGUUGGCUGAGGCCAAGACCUUGAACAGCAAGUCCUCCUGGGAAAAGUUGGCCAAGGAAGCCUUGGUCCAGGGUAACUAUGCUACCGUCGAGUUAGGUUUGCAAAGAUUGAAACAGUUUGAGAAGUUGUCGUUCUUGUAUCUUGCCACUGGUGAAUCUGCCAAGCUUGCCAAGAUGGAGGCGAUUGCCGAGCACCUUGGCGACUACUCUUCGUUGGUGCAAAACACAUUUUACCGUAACUCGGUGGAGAAGCGUGUCCAGGUGUUGAUGGCCUCCGGGUUACACCCAUUGGCGUACGCUACCGCCAAGGCCAACGGUUUGGAUGAACUCGUAGAACAGAUUGUGGAACAAACUGGAAUUGACGAGGCGUCGAUCGUGCUUCCGGAGUUGGGUGCUCCUAUUACCUUGCCGGAAUCUCGUGGGGUCGUGGGCAACUGGCCAUUGAGAGAGUCUUCCCUUUCUUUCUUUGAACAGGCGCUAUUGGGCCAGGUAGAAGACCUCAACCUCAACGAAACCGAGGUUGAAACCAGACAAAUCACCAACGACUUUGAAUCCGAAGCUAUUUUCGACGACGAAGAUCUUGCUGGUGAGGACGCCUGGGACCUUGGCGAUGAGGACUUGGAUAUCGAGGUUGAAGAAGAGGUGGUGGUUGAAGAAUCCCUGAGUGCCGCGGCGGAGUUGAACCUUUGGUUGCGUAACUCGCACAGUGCCGCUGGACACGUUGCUGCCGGUUCCUUCGAAACUGCAGCGCAGUUGUUGAACCGUCAAGUGGGUGUUGUCAACUUUGAGCCGUUGCGUAAACGUUUCCUUGAGGUCUACCAGGCCAACAAGCUCUACGUUCCGGGAACUCCAGGGUUGCCAUCCUCUCAGGUGUUUAUCCGCGCUGACUUUACCGAAACCGAAAACAAGAAUGUGCACCCAUACAUUCCGGGCUACGAGAACGUGGAGGCCAGAUUACAUGAGGGGUUCAAGCAAUUCCGUUCCAAUAAACUAGAGGAGGCCAUUGCGAUCUUCCGUGACAUUAUCUACACCAUCACCGUUUCUGCGGUUCCGAGCACCGAAGAAGAAGACAAGUGCAAGGAGAUUCUCACCGUCUGCAGGGAGUAUAUCUUGGGUUUGUCGAUUGAGUUAGCCCGUCGUGCGCUUGACCCUGCAGACAUCAAGCGUAACUUGGAACUUGCCGCGUACUUUACCAAGGCCCAGCUCCAGCCAGCCCACAGAGUCAACGCCUUGCAAGUGGCCAUGACGCAGGCGUUUAAGAACAAGAACUUUGCCUCGGCGUCUUACUUUGCAGGCGAGUUCUUGAAGGUGGUUUCGACGGGUCCUAGAGCCGAGCAGGCGCAAAAGAUCAAGACCAAGGCGGACCAGUCGCCGUACGAUGCUUUGGAUAUCGAAUUCAAUCCGUUUGCCGAGUUCGAGAUCUGCCCUGCCACGUUUACCCCAAUCUUCAAGGAUGCGCCGUUCGUUUCUGAAGCCUUGACCGGUGCCAAGUACCAGCCAAGCGAGAAGGGCAAGAUCGAUUUCAUUACCGGAAUCACUGCCAUCGGUGCAUCGGCUUCUGGUUUGCGCGUUAUUGCCUAACCAUGUUCUCUUCUCUCCCUACCCCUUUCUUUCCCUGUUAUACUACUUCCUUUUUAUAGUGUUAAAAUUGCUUUAUACAGCGUUACCGAAAGCGGCAGUUUUGUAGCUGGAUGUAGACCGAUACUGGGUGAAGGUGAAAGGAACUUGCAAACGCCAAAUGCCAUAAUAAGGUAUCCCGCUCUUCACCCAUCAUACUUUUUUUGGUUCCUAACUGCAGAGUUCUACUGGUUAUUUCCGUUCGGAGAUACCAACUUGUACGACCUCUUAUUCUGAUUUCUUGACGCCAUAUGCGAUUCCUAUUCAUGCUUGAACUUUAUUUAUAUUAUACCUGCAGAUAUCCAUAAUAAAUGUCACCGUCGAC
Molecule: messenger RNA, 4377 nt
Organism: Babjeviella inositovora NRRL Y-12698
Lineage: Eukaryota; Fungi; Ascomycota; Pichiomycetes; Serinales
Product: coatomer subunit alpha
Exons: 1
Coding region: 426-4016 (1196 amino acids)
Biological process (GO): intra-Golgi vesicle-mediated transport; retrograde vesicle-mediated transport, Golgi to endoplasmic reticulum; endoplasmic reticulum to Golgi vesicle-mediated transport
Cellular component (GO): COPI vesicle coat
Molecular function (GO): protein binding; structural molecule activity
Source: RefSeq, a predicted model, not a curated record